Messenger RNA from Linum tenue, 2445 nucleotides. NCBI's taxonomy places the organism in Eukaryota, Viridiplantae, Streptophyta, Magnoliopsida, Malpighiales, Linaceae. The record is from the annotation of a GenBank genome assembly.
UCUGAACCAAACCAAACCCCCAAACUGCCAAAACCCCUGGCCCGCGCCCUCCUCGACCUCAUUCCCUCUCUUACUUCACCGCGCGCUCCAACUCUCCCAGCGAUUGUUACCCUAGUGUCUUCGCUUUCCUUCCCGCUGUGUUUGCCUUAGUCCGCCAUUACUGUUUGUUUGCUCAUAGCCCUUUUGCCGCCAAUUUACCUGAAUAGGGUGUACCCAUUCGACUAGUCCUGCAAUAGGUUUUUCCACCUCACAAUGGGUACGGAGAGGAAGAGAAAGGUCAGCUUGUUUGAUGUGGUGGACGAAACAGCUGCUGCUAAGCUCACCAAGGCUAACGGUGGAGUGGCUACUGCGGGAGUCAACGGAAUCAGCUAUAGCGGCUCUGUAAAUCCGUGGAAUGGGAAGCCCUUUUCACAGAGGUACCAUGAUAUACUAGAGAAGAGGAAAACUCUGCCUGUUUGGCACCAAAAAGAGGAGUUCUUGGACGCGUUGAGGAAGAACCAAGUUCUUGUCCUUGUUGGUGAGACUGGAAGUGGCAAGACAACUCAGAUUCCUCAAUUUGUUCUGGAAGCUGUGGGGUUAGAAACUCCAGAUAAGAGGCGCAAAAUGAUGGUUGGGUGUACUCAGCCUCGUAGAGUGGCUGCAAUGUCUGUUUCUCAACGUGUUGCUGAAGAGAUGGACGUUGGUAUUGGCGAAGAAGUUGGUUAUAGUAUCCGGUUUGAGGACCGUAGCAGCGCAAGAACAGUGUUGAAGUAUUUAACUGAUGGUAUGCUUUUAAGAGAAGCAAUGACCGAUCCACUUUUGGAGCGCUACAAAGUAAUAAUCCUUGAUGAAGCUCAUGAAAGAACUUUGGCAACAGAUGUGCUUUUUGGGCUUCUCAAAGAAGUGUUGAAGAAUAGACCAGACUUGAAGCUAGUUGUGAUGAGUGCUACACUUGAAGCUGAGAAGUUUCAGGGCUAUUUCAAUGGUGCUCCUCUUAUGAAAGUUCCCGGUAGGCUUCAUCCUGUGGAAAUAUUCUACACUCAGGAGCCUGAAAGGGAUUACCUGGAGGCAGCAAUUCGUACUGUUGUUCAGAUACACAUGCAUGAAGGACGUGGUGACAUAUUAGUUUUCUUAACCGGUGAGGAGGAGAUCGAGGAUGCUUGCCGGAAAAUUUCAAAAGAGAUAGGUAAUUUGGGAGACCAAGUGGGACCUGUGAAAACGGUGCCCCUGUAUUCGACUCUUCCACCAGCCAUGCAACAGAAGAUAUUUGAGCCUGCUCCACCUCCUUCGAAAGAGGAUGGUCCUCCUGGUAGGAAAAUUGUUGUUUCAACAAAUAUUGCAGAAACUUCGCUCACCAUUGAUGGCAUUGUUUAUGUCAUUGAUCCUGGUUUUGCCAAGCAAAAAGUAUAUAAUCCACGUGUUCGUGUUGAGUCCUUGUUGGUGUCCCCGAUUUCAAAGGCGAGUGCACACCAGAGAGCUGGUCGUGCUGGUAGAACACAGCCAGGAAAAUGUUUUAGGCUCUAUACUGAGAGAAGUUUCAAUCAGGAUCUGCAGCCACAGACAUAUCCAGAGAUAUUGAGGUCGAAUCUUGCAAACACUGUUCUCACACUGAAGAAGCUAGGGAUUGAUGAUUUAGUGCAUUUUGAUUUUAUGGACCCACCUGCUCCAGAGACAUUGAUGCGAGCUUUGGAAGUGUUGAACUAUUUGGGAGCUUUGGAUGAUGAUGGCAACUUGACUAAGCUGGGGGAAAUCAUGAGUGAGUUCCCAUUAGAUCCUCAGCUGUCAAAGAUGCUAGUCAUCAGUUCCGAGUUCAAUUGUUCAAAUGAGAUCCUCUCGGUUUCAGCUAUGUUAUCAGUACCCAAUUGCUUUGUCCGACCUAGGGAGGCUCAAAAGGUAGCUGAUGAAGCAAAAGCUCAGUUCGGGCACAGUGAUGGCGAUCACCUCACACUGUUGAACGUGUACCAUGCAUUCAAGCAAAAUAAUGAAGAUCCGUCUUGGUGCUAUGACAACUUUAUCAAUUACAGGGCACUGAAGAAUGCUGAUAAUGUUAGAGAACAGCUUGCGCGUAUCAUGUUGAGAUUUAACCUGAAGAUGUGCAGCACAGACUUUGACAGCAGGGAUUAUUAUGUCAAUAUUAGGAAAGCCAUACUAGCAGGCUACUUUAUGCAGGUUGCUCAUCUGGAACGUACCGGACAAUACUUAACUGUCAAAGAUAACCAGGUUGUGAACUUACAUCCAUCUAAUUGUCUGGAUCGUAAGCCUGAGUGGGUUGUCUACAACGAGUAUGUCUUAACAAGUAGGAAUUACAUUCGGACGGUGAUAGAUAUCCGUGGUGAAUGGCUUGUGGACAUAGCACCACAUUAUUAUGAUCUUGAGAACUUCCCACAGUGCGAGGCGAAGAGGGUUCUGGAGAAGCUCUAUAGGAAGAGGGAUAGGGGAGAGGAAAGCAAGAGCAGCAGGAGAUAG